AAUUAUCAUGAUAAAUAUCCAAGAUGGCGUCUUGUUAGAAAAUGAUAUAAAUUGUUGACUUUUCUAUAGAAAAGAAAAUUUGUAAAGCUAAAAUGAGUUAUGAAUUGUAUCGUAAUACGACUUUGGGGAAUAGUUUACAGGAAAGCUUAGAUGAAUUAAUACAGUCACAGCAAAUAAAUCCUCAACUUGCUCUGCAAGUGUUGCAACAGUUCGACAAAGCCAUAAAUCAUGCACUUUCGUCACAAAAAAGUCGAGCCUCUUUUAAGGGACAUUUAAAGGUUUAUCGCUUUUGUGAUAAUGUUUGGACAUUUGUCUUAAACAAAGUUGAAUUUAAGGAUCUGCCAGAAACAGUACAGGUUGAUAAAGUUAAAGUGGUUGCUUGUGAUGGAAGGGGUUCACCAGAAACACAAUCCUAAAUCAUAUUCCCUCAAGCGAUGUAGCAUUCCUCUAUUGUAGAAAUUUAACAUAGUCUUAAAAUUAACCUUGUACAUCUUUCAUAGAAGAAAUAGUAAAAACGGCAUUGCUUUUUGUUCAUUUUAA
Xenia sp. Carnegie-2017 is the source of this 540-nucleotide messenger RNA. Its product is annotated as transcription initiation factor IIA subunit 2-like. The coding region runs from base 93 to 416 and encodes 107 amino acids. Lineage: Eukaryota; Metazoa; Cnidaria; Anthozoa; Malacalcyonacea; Xeniidae. The transcript has 4 exons. The record is from RefSeq and is a predicted model, not a curated record. Gene Ontology annotation, molecular function: RNA polymerase II general transcription initiation factor activity; TBP-class protein binding. Gene Ontology annotation, cellular component: transcription factor TFIIA complex. Gene Ontology annotation, biological process: RNA polymerase II preinitiation complex assembly; transcription initiation at RNA polymerase II promoter.